AUGAUUUCAUUUAUCUUAUCAUUCAUACCACCUUGGUUGAUAUGGAUAUCAAUAUUUAUAUAUCUUAAAAGGUUGGACCUUUUUUCUAAUCAUCAAUUCAAAGACCUACUAGAUGUAUAUGAAAAGCGGAAAGGGACGAUAAGAGAAAAUGAUUGCAAUAGAUUCUCAAUGGAACCUAUCAUUAGAACUAAAAUAGGUUCUAUGUAUCAAUACAUUCAAGUAUACGGAGUUAGACUUUAUUACGAUGGUUUCUUUGUUGUCGAUAUAGAAUUCGAAGGAAGGGAGGAACCAAUACCAUCUCCUCUUCAACGUUGGGAUAAAAUAUCGAUCACUCUUGAAGGCAUUGGAAAGAGAUUAUACUAUCAUCCCUAUUUCAGAUCACCAAAGACCUAUGGAAAUCAAUUACUACGUUCAGCAUCUGUCAAAAAUAUGAAUAGACUAAUCAAAGCCUAUUUAAACAAACCCACAAUUAUUUAUCAUCUGGAUAAUAGUGAUAGUGAACAUCUUGUUUCCUUUGUAAUAGAUGGAAGAUUGGGAGUUGCCCCAAGUCAACACCAAAAGUUUGAACAGAUACUACAGAUUCUUGGUUAUACAGUUGAUUUUCUACUACCUCACAAACUACAAGCCAGACCUCAUCACAAACAACAUCAUCAACUGGAAAUGAAACUACCUCCAACAUCAUCAGGUGAUUCCACAGAAAAUGAAUCCUCUACUUCUACAUCUGGUUUGACAACUGAUGAUGAAGAAGGUACAUCGGCUGGCUAUAACCUUGCCGUUCCAUCAGUUCUCAUUGUUUUGAUCUUUUCCAUUAUCAUGCGUAAUGGGUUGGAAUAUCCUGUCACAUAG
Cavenderia fasciculata is the source of this 846-nucleotide messenger RNA. RefSeq lists its product as uncharacterized. Bases 1 to 846 code for a protein of 281 amino acids. Lineage: Eukaryota; Evosea; Eumycetozoa; Acytosteliales; Cavenderiaceae. The record is from RefSeq and is a predicted model, not a curated record. The transcript is spliced from 5 exons.